Molecule: messenger RNA, 267 nt
Organism: Malania oleifera
Lineage: Eukaryota; Viridiplantae; Streptophyta; Magnoliopsida; Santalales; Ximeniaceae
Exons: 2
Source: RefSeq, a predicted model, not a curated record
GUUGUGAAAACUCUUGCUAAAAAUAAUUUGGCAUUUCGUGGGAAAAAUGAACGAAUUUAUCGAGAGAAUAAUGGGAUUUUUUUAAGUUUUAUUGAAAUGAUAGCACAAUUUGAUCCAAUAAUGAAAGAACAUAUUCGACGUUUUCAACAAAAUGAUACGUCAGGAGAAGGACUUCUUAAUGAAUUAAUAAAUGUCAUACAAAAAUUUGAACUUGGUAAUGAGAAUAUAAGAUGGCAAGGAUAUGAUAAUAGAUUUAAUAUGAAAUGA